GGCGACCGUUUCCUUAACUUGCCUCGACCAUGAUCUCCAAAUAUUCCCACCAGUUCCAUGGUUGUAUUGGCGGUACCCCGUUUUCUGAGCCCAGUCUCUUCGCGCGUAUGGUCGAUCUAUAUCAAUCAUUCACUGCUUUUGAUGACAAUUGGUCCUUUUCCGGGUCUCGAGGGGUGACUCGCGGAUGCGCUAUUGUAUGGUCACUCGCUGUGCAUUUCCUUGGUUCAAACCUCAACAUUUCUAGAAGCGUAGGACACGAUGCUUUCUGAAAGGCUGCUUGACAGCUUCGCAUUGGUGAAGUUGCAGGCCGCCAUUGCCGAUGCAGGCCUUGUCAAUAUGGCCCUCGGGCUGCUGGCAAUUGUCGCCACGGCGAUUGCAGCGGACUACGCCCACAUGCUCUAUCUACGGUCCAAGAUGCCACCAGGCCCCUUCCCUUGGCCCAUCGUUGGGAACACUUUCUUAUUACCCGACAACAAACCCUGGAUCUACUUCGAGGAACUGUCCAAGAAAUACAACACGCCGUUGAUAACAUUCUGGAUAGGGCGAAACCCCACGGUCUGGAUCAACGAUGCUUGGUGUGCACACGAGAUCUUCGAGAAGAAGGCCCAAAUCUAUGCUUCACGGCCACGCAUGGUAGUCUUCGGCGAGCUGGGCAGCGGGCAAUCCAACUUGGUGACCAUGAGGAUCCGUAACCAACAGGAGCGAGACCAUUGGCGUAUCCACCGCAAGCUGAUGCACGUCGGCGUGGGCGUGCAGUCCGUCCGCGGCUAUCGCGGCAUCCAGAACAACGAGAGCAAGAUCGUCGCCUACGACUUCCUUCGCGAGCCCACCGAGUAUGUCAAGCACUUGGAGCGCUAUGCCACCAGUGUUGUGUCCAUCAUUGGCUUUGGCCGGCGAGUGGCAAGCUACAAUGACCCCAUCAUCACCGAAGUCAUUGCUUUGAUGCAGCUGGCUGCCGAUCUGAACGUACCCGGGAAGUCGUUCCCCAUGUUACUCGAGACAUUCCCUAUCCUCGCCAAAUUUCCCCGAUUCAUGCCCUGGUUUAAGGGGCUCGGCACCCGCGGCCAAAAAGGGGGUCACUACUUCUUCUACAGCCUAGCCGAAGAAGCCAUCGAGCAGUACGCCCAAAAGUCACCAUCCGAGCAGGCCUCGAUGCCAACCCCCUAUGUCAAAACCCUUUUCGAAGAAGGCCAGAAAUACAACCUCCCCGUCGCCGAGCUCUCCGGCCUAACAGGCAACCUGUUCGGUGCCGGCGCAGACACCUCCUCCAGCACGCUCGUCACCUUCGUUCUCGCAUGCUGCGCCUUCCCGGAGGCCAUGAAAAAGGCCCAAGCCGAGAUCGACCGGGUCAUCGGCCCCAACCGUUCCCCGCACUGGGACGACUCGCCCAACCUACCCUACAUCAACGCCUUCGUCAAGGAAGUGCUCCGCUGGCGCAGCGUGGCCAUCAUCGGCGGGCAGCCGCACGCGCCGACCCAGGACGACACCUACAACGGCUGGCUCAUCCCCGCGGGCUCCUGGGUCCAGGGCAACGUCUGGGCCAUCCACCACAGCGAGGCCCAGUUCCCGGACCCGGACCGCUUCUACCCGGACCGCUACCUCGACGGCAACGACCACCACCGCCCCUUUCCCGGCGACAGGGGGUACAUGACUUUCGGCUGGGGCCGCCGCGUGUGCAGCGGCCAGGCGCUGGCCGAGCAGGGGACCUGGAUCACCGUGGCGCGUUUGUUGUGGGGGUUUGAUAUCCGCAAGGCGAGGGAUCCCCGGACGGGGGAGGAGAUUGACGUGGAUAUCUUUGCGUUUACGAACGGCCUCAACAUGCGACCGCAGCCGUUCCCGUGCGAGAUCGCGCUGGCUGAUCUCAAGGUGCAUGACGGCGAGAGCAAGUACCGCAUGAGUACGUUCUAUCAGCAGCAGAAGAAGAAGGUGGCACAGGAGCCGGUGAUUGAUGAACAUGGGAAUGUCAGGAUUGUCAAGGUCAAGGGGGGUUAAGUGUUAUGGGAGCCUGACGCGAGAUUGUAGAAGUGUAGAUAGUUGGAGUGGUCAAGUCGGUUGUCUUUGGGAUGGUUGCGGUAACCCCAUACAGGAAAUAAUUCUAGCUUGAAGUAGAUGGAUACAGCACAACCACUUGUGUCUCUGAGACU
Chaetomium fimeti is the source of this 2144-nucleotide messenger RNA. RefSeq names its product cytochrome P450. Lineage: Eukaryota; Fungi; Ascomycota; Sordariomycetes; Sordariales; Chaetomiaceae. The transcript has 4 exons. Gene Ontology annotation, molecular function: iron ion binding; oxidoreductase activity, acting on paired donors, with incorporation or reduction of molecular oxygen; heme binding. Bases 259 to 1992 code for a protein of 577 amino acids. The record is from RefSeq and is a predicted model, not a curated record.